AUGCCGCCGCAUCUCCACCCCCGCUCGCGGUCUACCACCGGCCUUUUCGCCGGCACUCUCCUCGCAGGCCUCCUGGUCGUUGGCAUGCCACACGUCUUCCCUUGCCCGGCCCCUCGACGCACAUUCGCCGACUCAGAGAUGACAAUCACACCUGACGGUCAACAAUUACCACGCAUUCGCCGUCGGAGGCGGAAAGAUGUCGAAAUGGACGCGGAAUCUGCCCACCCUGUUCUCCCGACUUCCUCCGGCCCCAUGCCCGUGGAUGAGGAGGUCACUACGUUCUUCCAGAUGGAAGCGGAGGCGCAGAAGUUGACACAAGCGAAUCACGAAUGUCCUAUCCCGAAACCAAAGGGCAUGAUCGGCGAACUGCUGGGAUUCCGCAAUGCUCAGGGAGACCAGCAGCGCUAG
Penicillium manginii is the source of this 408-nucleotide messenger RNA. RefSeq lists its product as uncharacterized. Gene Ontology annotation, cellular component: mitochondrial matrix. The record is from RefSeq and is a predicted model, not a curated record. Gene Ontology annotation, biological process: mitochondrial respiratory chain complex IV assembly. NCBI's taxonomy places the organism in Eukaryota, Fungi, Ascomycota, Eurotiomycetes, Eurotiales, Aspergillaceae. The transcript has a single exon. The coding region runs from base 1 to 408 and encodes 135 amino acids.